GUGGGGUUGACAAAAAGUAAAGCCUAAAGGCAUCAAAGAACCAAUAAUUGAGAGAGAACGAACAGAAAAUUCUCUUCUACUCAAGGGUGUACACAUUUAAAUUGGAAUGCCGCGUGGGGCCACGUCACUCCCAUUACUGUAGCCAAUCACGCCGCGCCAAAUCAUCCCACCGCCGGCUACGGCGGCCGGUCCGGCCCUCCUCCGUCACUAUCCACUUAUCUUCUUCCUCAUAAAUCCAUUUUUCUUAGGUUAAAAGUCAUUUCUCCUUUAGCUUUACCAAUAAUUCACCGUCUCAGAGCUUUUCCCGUGUGUUUCCAGCCCUUCUUCUCCAUAGCCACAAGUUUUCGAGCGCUGACAUUUAUCAUAAUCCUCUCCUAUUUCAAACCUCUUCUUUGACUUCAAGAGCAAAUUAGCGACGGAGUUGAAUUGAAUCGUGCAGCCUAUUUCUUCUGGUAUUGGCUAGAGAAGCCAUGGCGAAUGUUAAUUGUAAUCCCAAUUCGGCUUCAGAUAUUUUGACACUUGAUGGGAUUAGAGAUUCUUUGAUCAGGCAGGAGGAUUCUAUUGUUUUUAGUCUCAUUGAGAGAGCUAGGUUCCCUCUCAAUGGAAAGAUGUACCAUCAUAAUCAUGUUUCAAUUCCUGGAUUUUCUGGUUCUUUGGUCGAGUUCAUUGUGAGAGAAACUGAGGCCAUUCAAGCUAAGGCUGGCAGAUAUGAGAAUCCUGAAGAAAAUCCGUUCUUCCCAGAAAAUUUGCCUCGUCCUUUGGUGCACCCUCACAAGUUUCCAAAGGUUUUGCAUCCUUCAGGUGCUUCAAUUAAUAUGAACAAAGCCAUAUGGGAUUUCUACUUCAACAAAUUCUUACCAUUGUUGGUUACUGAUGGCGACGAUGGAAAUUAUGCAGCCACUGCUGCUAGUGAUCUUGCUUGCUUACAGGCGCUUUCAAGGAGGAUUCAUUGUGGAAAAUACGUAGCUGAGGUGAAAUUUAGGGAUGCUCCUAAUGAAUACGAGACUCCGAUUCGUUCUCAGGAAAGAGAUACUUUGAUGAAGCUAUUGACAUUUGAGGCAGUGGAAGAGCAGGUGAAGAAGAGAGUAGAGAAGAAGGCUAUGGUGUUUGGACAAGAAGUGACCCUCAACAACACAAAUGGAGGAGGAAAGUAUAAAAUUGAUCCAUCCCUUGCAUCUCGCCUUUACGACGAAUGGGUAAUGCCACUCACAAAGGAAGUCGAAGUCGAAUACCUUCUAUGUCGCCUUGGAUGAAUCUAUCUCAUUAUUAUAUACAAGGACUAAAACCAACCAAGAUUCAGAAAAUUUGUAGGUGUAAUCAUGUGAUCAUAUAUAUUAUUCCUUCUGAAAUCUCUAUAUCGUCAAUCUUUUGAAAUGACGAUGGAAACAAUGGACUUGGAGAUUUGAUCCUUAAACUUGGGCUAAAGUUCAACAAUGCUAGCAAUUUGUCUUCGUCGUAUCUCUUAUUCACAAGUGACAUUGUAAAGAGGUAAUCUAUUUCCGUAACUCUCUCAAAAACUGCAGGCUUCUUGUAUUAGUGUUUUGGAGACUAGAACUUCAGUUUUCUCCACUAGCUUUUACAAGUCAUUUUGGACGAGGGAUCAAAAUUGGAUGCAACAUUAUACAUCUUUAGGGAUCACAUUGAUGUAAAACUGCUUAUGGAAACUUUGAUGUAUAUUUUCAAUUGCAUGUUGUUGUCUAAUGCUUGAAUAAAUCAACAAAACAACCAAAUUAUUUUACUCA
Messenger RNA from Benincasa hispida (wax gourd), 1742 nucleotides. RefSeq names its product chorismate mutase 2 (gene CM2). Gene Ontology annotation, molecular function: chorismate mutase activity. Gene Ontology annotation, biological process: chorismate metabolic process; aromatic amino acid biosynthetic process. Gene Ontology annotation, cellular component: cytoplasm. Lineage: Eukaryota; Viridiplantae; Streptophyta; Magnoliopsida; Cucurbitales; Cucurbitaceae. The record is from RefSeq and is a predicted model, not a curated record.